Triticum urartu is the source of this 1113-nucleotide messenger RNA. RefSeq names its product stem-specific protein TSJT1. The record is from RefSeq and is a predicted model, not a curated record. NCBI's taxonomy places the organism in Eukaryota, Viridiplantae, Streptophyta, Magnoliopsida, Poales, Poaceae.
UCCUCAACCUCCAUUCCAUUCGCCAUUCCCGUCCUCCUCUCCUCCUGUCGCCUCCAGAGCAACAGCAGCUCCAGCUCGAGCAAGAAACAAGUACUAGUUUGAUCUGUGAACAUGUUGGCCAUCUUCCAGAAGCAGGUGGCGCACGCGCCGCAGGAGCUCAACAGCCCGCGCGGCAGCACCGCCAAGCCCAAGAACCCCGACGAGAUCCUCCGCGACUUCCACGCCGCCCACCCCUCCGACGCCUUCUCCACCUCCUUCGGCGGCGGCGCCGCCCUCGCCUGCGUCGCCGCGCAGCCCCGCAACCUCGCCGCCGCCGGCUACCAGAGGAUGUUCUGCGGGCUGGACGACAUCUACUGCGUCUUCAUGGGCACGCUGGACAACCUGAGCGCGCUGAUGCGGCAGUACGGCCUCACCGGCCGCUCCACCAACGAGGCGCUGCUGGUGAUCGAGGCCUACCGCACCCUGCGCGACCGGGGCCCCUACCCGGCGGACCAGGUGGUGAAGGACCUGUCCGGCUCCUUCGCCUUCGUCGUCUUCGACAACCGCGGCAGGUCGGGGUCGGGGGCGGCGGUGUUCGCGGCGCAGAGCACGGACGGCGGGGUGCCGCUGCACUGGGGCGUGGCGGCGGACGGGUCGGUGGUGAUCUGCGACGACCGCGGCGUGGCCAAGGCCGGGUGCGGGCGGUCGUACGCGCCGUUCCCGCCCGGGUGCAUGUUCCACAGCGAGGGCGGGCUCAAGAGCUUCGAGCACCCCAUGAACCGGCUCAAGGCGUUCCCGCGCGUGGACAGCGAGGGCGUCAUGUGCGGCGCCAACUUCAAGGUCGACGCAUUCACCAAGAUCAACUCCAUGCCCCGCGUCGGCAGCGCCACCAACUGGGCCGCCACCUGGGACGACGCCGCCAUCUAGCUGGGCUGGUGUGCAUCACCUCGCCGGCGCCGCUCGCCUAGCUCGUCGGACUUCUGAAUUUGGGCUUACCGCAUUUUACUUACUUUUUUUCUUUGGCAAUGUACAUUCUGAUCUGAUCUGAUCUGAGCCGUGUGUGGGCGUGGGCGCGCUGACACGUACGGUCGUUUGCUUGUACGAUGGAGGAAUAAGACUUUGCUUCCAGUCCAA